Molecule: messenger RNA, 3238 nt
Organism: Oncorhynchus kisutch (coho salmon)
Lineage: Eukaryota; Metazoa; Chordata; Actinopteri; Salmoniformes; Salmonidae
Product: claudin-19-like
Exons: 5
Coding region: 832-1488 (218 amino acids)
Cellular component (GO): membrane; bicellular tight junction
Molecular function (GO): structural molecule activity
Source: RefSeq, a predicted model, not a curated record
GGCCCACUCUGUGCCCAGCCUGUCAGGGGCUUUUUGUGUGCAUAAACUUUUUCAUUUUUUCUUCUUAUUUUUCUUAUCCAUCGUUCAGCCCUCGGAGUGCGCAGCAUGCAGAGAGAUUGUUGAUGAGAGAAAGAGAGAGAGAGAGAGAGUAAGGAGAAACCAUGCAGUAUCUGAGGCAACCCAGUGAGCCCAGUGACCGAGCCUGACAACCUGAUCCCCCCGGACAACCAGGGAACAGCAGUCUGGUCAACCACAAGACCCGGUGACACACACACAUCUCCAACUGGAGAAAGAGAGAGAAAAAGAGGAAAAGAGAGAAAGAGAGGGUAGACCACCAGAUGUGUGAGAGAGAGCAGAGAGAAGGAGAUGCUCAGAGGGACCGGACAGUGACCAGGAAGGAGACCAUAGGAAGAGAGAGAAAGGAGUGCGACCACUGACAGAACACCUGGGGUUGUAUUGAAAUCUGGAUUGUUUGUAAAGUGGUGUUUGACUUUGGUUCUGUGCUUCUGUUAAUCUGAGAGACAACAGGAGUUCCGAGAGAAAGUUCUGUGUUACGUCCUGCCUACAGUACUGCCUCUUUGUGGAAGCACUGCGCUACACGACUGCUACAGGUGUUCUGAAGAGGUCAAAAUAUUCACCUAAGAGAAGGAGCACAGAAAUAGGACAGACACAUAGAAAGGAACAUAGAAAGAACACAGAAAGGAACAUAGAAAGAACAUACAUUUAGUAAGAAAGAAAAAAAUACUUCAGAAAAGCCCAGAAGAACAAAGAGGGUAAGAGAGAGAAUAACAGGUCUAGAGACAGACAGAAACAGAUAGACGAAAAGACAGGAUGGCGAACUCGGGUUUCCAGUUGCUAGGUUACUUCCUGGCAUUGGGUGGUUGGAUAGGCAUCAUCUCCACCACUGUGCUGCCCCAAUGGAAGCAGUCUUCGUACGCGGGUGACGCCAUCAUCACGGCUGUGGGGCUCUACGAAGGCCUGUGGAUGAGCUGUGCCUCACAGAGUACGGGACAGGUGCAGUGCAAGGUGUUUGACUCCAUGCUGUCACUGGACGUGCACAUCCAGACGUGUCGUGCUCUUAUGGUGGUGUCCGUGCUGCUGGGCUUCAUAGGAAUGAUAGUGAGUGUGGUGGGGAUGAAGUGCACUAAAGUGGGCGACAACAACCCCAUCUCCAAAGGACGCAUAGCUGUGUCUGGAGGAGCCCUCUUCCUGCUCGCAGGUCUGUGCACGAUGGUGUCUGUGUCCUGGUACGCCACUCAGGUGUCCUAUCAGUUCUUCAACCCAAACACACCAAUCAAUGCCAGGUAUGAGUUUGGGUCUGCCCUGUUCGUGGGAUGGGCGGCGGCUAGCUUGACUGUUUUGGGCGGAUCCUUCCUGUGUUGCUCCUGCUCCAAUGAGGAGAGGCGAGGGCAGCAGUACUACCGCCAAUCACAACCAUCCACAGCCAGGGAGGCAGAGUUGUUGAGUGAGACUAGUUUCCCUGACUGACCACCCCCUGCCUUUUUUCGAGGACUGUCCGAGUUACGCUCACUGUUUCCCCUUUCCCUGUUCCUUCCUAGAUUCAAAAUGUGGACCCUUGUCUCUCCGCUAUAGCAUAUGUCGCACCCCUCUACCUCCCUCCCACCAGCCCCACAUUCCCACCAACCCCACACUCCCUUCCUUAAUGUCUGCACCUUAUCUGUCUCUGAUAUUAAGUUAUUGGUCAACAAAAUUUCCGCCACACCUUUAAGAGCUUUCCACUCCCCUUUCCCUCACCCCCUUGAGGUUGUUUGUAAAUAGGGACUCUGAAAGGAGAAGUAUGGUUAGGUGGUUAGACCCCACCUUUCAGACUAGAGGGGUGGCAUUACUGUAUUUCAUCCUGUGAACCCUUUACUAGAAACUCCAUUUUGUCCUUUUAUCGUUUAUUUACUGAACUUUAAUUGUAUAGGUAAGAUUUGUCAUGUCAUGUUUUGUUGAUUUCUGCUUCACUGAUAUCCUAUGAUUUCUGGGUUUGUAGAUAUGUGCCUUUUGGUUUUGUUCUCUGAGAAUACAAGUGUACAUUUACUGAAACAUGUUUUUUUCUUUUAAAUUGCAGACCAAAUGUUAAAAGUUCCCCACCAGAGAAAAAGGAGGAAUACUUAUAGUUUGGGCGACUCCUUUGGCCCCACGAUGUGUUAGAUUGUUGGCAAAAGGCAAGACACUGUCUAACAGAAACAGACAAGACACUGUCUCAAUGAAAACAAAAGCAGACAAGACACUAUAGGAAACACACUCUCAGAAUGUAACAAAAUAAACUCAGAAUACACUUUUGAAUUAAUACAUCUCCAGACCAACCCAAAUGGGUAACUAGUAUUUUAUCAUUCUUAAAGAUGCCCAUGUGUUAAAUGUUUAAAUGUAUUUUAGAAUCUAUUUUGUACACAAGCAAUAUUGAAGUCUUUUUUUUAUAGUAGAGUGUUGUUACAGCAAUAUGCACAGGUAUUGUCCGUGCUCACCUAUGACAUAUAACUGUUAUUUGGAAAAUUGAGAGAGAGUGAACCUGAUUCUGUACUACUACACAGAAGUGCCCAGGUGCAUAUACCACCACCUCCAGCCUUUCUGCUACAUAUAUGCUCUACUGCAGUGCCUUAUAACGUGUGUCUGUGUGUAUGUUUUUGACUGUUAUACACGGAUUCCGCAGUGUCACAUCCUAUAUGGAUGAUGCAUAUCAUACCCGUAUUGUAAAACAUAUCCGUGCUCGUCUUUUUCUCUUGCAUUAAAUGAUCCAUUCAGACAAACUGUUGCAUGCAGUUUUAUCUCGGAACAUAGAUGUUAACUGUACUGUAGCUAGUAUACCACUUAAAAAACAACAGAAAGACAGAUUUGUAAAUGGCCCUAACGGAUGAAAGCGAAGGCACACCGUGUCAAAGCUGUGAGCCUGUUUGGAAGUAGUACAUGUACUGUAUCCCGGAUUGAGGAUAUUAUACCUGCAUUCUGUUUAGUUAAGUGGCAAUAUGAUUUAGUGUGGAUGGAAGAGAUGUUUUGUUAUUGACUAUGGAGAAUGUUCUGUACUCCAGGUGCUGAAAGCACUGUCUCCUGUACAAGCCCUGUAUUGGCCAGUUUGCGGAAUGUAAUCAGGUCAAACGUGUUUUUCUGUUGCAUACAUUUAGUUACCAUAUAUUUUCUUGAUCUAAUAUUCUCUAUUAUUAUUUUACUGUAUGUAUCAUCUCAUUUAAUGUAUACUCCUGUCUGUUUCUUUUAAAAUAAAGUAAACGGAUAAAAA